UAAAUGUCCCACAGCAUAAAUAAAUGUAAUAUCUUAAAAUAAUAUUCCACAACAGCCUGGGUUGCAUUUCGAGACCACAAGAUGUUGAGAUACCUAAGCUAUAAGACACCUUCCAUGGGACCUAGCUGCAUAUAGGGAGUAGAAGUAACCAAAGAGAGAGAUGUAUGAGAAAUUGCAGGGAUAGGGCUGUUUAAGCCCUUUAAAACUAAAGCCCCAUACAUCUGAGACAGAGAUACAGGAUUUGAUGUUUGUCCUGCUGUGUUUGUCUUGUUUUGGUCCAAUCUUCCCUCACUAUGUCUCCAUAAUGUUUCUCUGUUUCGGAAGGUGAGUGAUAGUCUGUGUCAUUGUAUGUUGGUUAUAUAUAACUCAUUUUCUGAUUUUACAAGAUGUCAUUGUCAAGAGAUUUUCUUGAGUGCCAGAAGAGAGUUUGCACAUUUGAAUAGUGUGAGGAUCACUGAAGUGGCUAAAUCUAUUUUCUUCAUGAUGACCAUGAGCCUAUAGUGACCAGGGUCAAAAUGUAGUUGAUUGAAUGAAAAACCUUCCAGAUAGACGAUGUAUUUGAACAUGUGUCUCUCCUUGGUGACUUUCUUUCAAUUGCUUGUGAAACCUUUAGUAAGAGGAGCCUUUCUGGAUGAAUUUGUCAUUGGGAGUGUGAUAUGAGUCUUUAUAGCCUCAACCCAUUUCCUGGUCUUUGUAUCUAUUGUGUUGUGGUUGAAACUAAUCAGCCAGCUUCCUUCUUGUGUUGUCAUACCUUCAACACCAUUAUAGACUCUAUCUCUAAAUCACAUAAUAUACAGUAGAAGCAAUUGCUAUUCAUUGCUAAGGCAGUUUGGUAGCCUGCUCUUUUAAUUUUUUUGUUCAUUUGUUUUUGAAGACAAGGUUUGUCUGUGUAGCACUGGCUGUCCUGAAAGGAGCUGUGUAUACCAUGUUGGUCCAAACUCAGAGAUCUCCCUGAUUCUGGCUCCCAAGUCCUGGGAUUAAGGGAGGACCAACAUUCCUAGCUUUUUUUGUUUUUAUAUUAUUGAGUGAUGAGCCUAGGGUGUAGGUUUUUGUACAUGUCAAGCAUAUGUUGUUUUACUGAGCUUCACCUAUAUCUUGAAUUUUAAAAUUUGGCAGAGGGUAUCAUUCUGCUUUUCUGGAUGGCAUGUGUUCAUGAUAUUAAUACUGUCUGAGACUUCUGAGUCAUUGGAUUUCAGGUGCAUGACCUUCUUCCUGCCUGUUGUUUUUGUUUUAAAUUUUAUAAAUGAAUAUGAGUGUUUUACCUGUAUGCAUGGAUAUGCACCAUGUGAGUACCUGAUUCUCACAGUAAUCAAAACAUGGUCUCAGAAACUCUGAAUUUGGAAUAAUGGAUAGUUGUAAUCCCUCGUAUAAGUACUGGCAAUUGAGCCCACCUAUAUGCAAGACCAGCAAGAGCUCUCUACUACUGUGCCAUCUCUUCUACCCUGUGUUGAUUAUUUAUGAUCAACAUUUACAUUGCUAAUGUUUUCAUCUGUCCAUUUGUAACUGUUUACACAUGCAGUGUCUUUUAGUAAAAUCUUAUUGAUGUUACAGUUUGAAUUGGGGCACUUCAAGUUUCUGGAAGAUGAAUGCAGAACUGGAAUGACUGCAUAACUCUUUGUAGGAACUUCAGUAAAAACUUCUGAGUUCUAUCUUUUUUGUUUUUUUGACUGAUUUUUUUUUCUUUUUGCAUGGGAGACAGGGUCUUAAUAUGUACUUCUGGCUUUCUUGGACCUGAUUGCAUUGACUAGGCUGGCAUUCAACUCUGAGGCAGAUAUACUUGCCUCUGCUUUCUGAGUGCUGGAGUUAAAGGUGUUAAGCCAAUACACCCAGCUUGUCUAUCUUUUUUUUUUUGUAGUUAGUAAUUGUUCAUAUAAUUUCUCUCAUGUGUACUCUGUACUGUUGACCUGUUUACUUAUCUCUCUAUAUUUGUUAAUAGGGAUUUCUCUUAUGAGGUGAUAUGUUAUUCAAAGGGUACAGAAAUGACAGAAGUUACUCUCCUAUACAAUUUCCUUCUAAAGUGACUUCGUGAUUGCAUUAUAAUAGCUAUGUCAUGGAAUUAGUGUGGGGGUGCACCAGAAUUACAUGAAUAUACUGUCAAAGAAGUAUACAUUUACAAUGUUGUCAGUAUCAUGCUUUCUUUUGUACAUAUGUAUGGGAUGUUUUAGAAUGCAGUGACCUAUGAUGAUGUGCAUGUUGACUUCACUUGGGAAGAGUGGAGUUUGCUGGAUCCUUCCCAGAAGAAUCUCUACAAAGAUGUGAUGUUGGAGACCUACAGGAACCUCACUAUUAUAGGAUACAGCUGGGAAGACCAUGAUACUGAAGAACAUUGUCAAAGUUCUGGAAGACAUGAAAGGCAUGAAAGAAGUCAAACUGGAGAGAAUCCUUCUGUAUAUACUCAGUGUGAUAAAUUCUUUGCAUAUGAUAGUCAUCUUCAAAGGCAUAAAAGAACACAUACCGGAGAGAAACCUUAUGAAUGUAAUCAGUGUGGCAAAACCUUUGUAUGUCUUAGAAAUCUUCGAAAGCAUAAAGGAACAGAGAGAAAAGAGAAGUCCUAUGAAUGUAAUCAGUGUGGUAAAGCCUUUGCUUAUCACAGUCAGCUUCAAAGGCAUAAAAGAACACAUACUGGAGAGAAACCCUAUGGAUGUAAUCUGUGUGAUAAAACCUUUGCACGUCACAGUGAUCUUCAAAUGCAUAAAACAAUACAUACUGGAGAGAAACCCUAUGAAUGCAAUCAAUGUGGUAAAGCUUUUGCACGUCGCAGUUAUCUUCAAACGCAUAAAAGAACACAUACUGGAGAGAAACCCUAUAAAUGUAAUCAAUGUGGUAAAGCCUUUGUAUUUGUAUGUCUUAGAAAUCUUCGAAAGCAUAAAGGAACAAACACCCGAGAGAAGUCCUAUUUAUGUAAUCAAUGUGGUAAAGCCUUUUCACAGCACAGACAUCUUCAAAUGCAUAAAAGCACACAUACUGGAAAGAACCCCUGUGAAUGUAAUCAAUGUGGUAAAGCCUUUGCUUAUCACUGUUAUCUUCAAAGGCAUAAAAGAACACAUACUGGAGAGAAACCCUAUGGAUGUAAUCUGUGUGUUAUCUUCAAAGGCAUAA
This is a messenger RNA of Peromyscus leucopus (white-footed mouse), 3099 nucleotides long. Its product is annotated as zinc finger protein 844-like. Lineage: Eukaryota; Metazoa; Chordata; Mammalia; Rodentia; Cricetidae. The transcript has 4 exons. The record is from RefSeq and is a predicted model, not a curated record. Bases 2311 to 3099 code for a protein of 262 amino acids.